This is a messenger RNA of Pelmatolapia mariae (spotted tilapia), 4890 nucleotides long. Its product is annotated as interferon-induced very large GTPase 1-like. The transcript is spliced from 4 exons. The coding region runs from base 1 to 4890 and encodes 1629 amino acids. Lineage: Eukaryota; Metazoa; Chordata; Actinopteri; Cichliformes; Cichlidae. The record is from RefSeq and is a predicted model, not a curated record. Gene Ontology annotation, molecular function: GTP binding.
AUGGGUGCAGGCACACAUCAGUCAGAACAGACUCAUGUGCAUCCAGUUGAUGUUCAGAUGGCAGUAUUUCACUGCUCAGACAGCUUCCUUAAACAGAUGAUGAUUACAAAGCUCUCUCAGUGUCAGUAUGCCUUACCUUUGCUUGUUCCUGACCCAGUCACAAUGGAGAUCGAGUGUCCUCUGUGGACUUUCAGACAAAUAACAAAAACCUGGAAGGUAACUGAAAUCAAAGAUGGCUCAAACAUCGUCACUAUGAAGAGUGUUCCAGUCUGCAAAGCUCAGACACCCUUGGUGUCAUUUUUCCGCCUGGGUUCUCUGUCAGUGUCUAAAUCUCAGCUGAUGAACACUUUGAUCAACGACCGUCACAGCACCUUCUUCCACAGGAACUGUUCAGGAAGCACCAAGUCUCGAUAUCUGAUGGAUGGUGUGGCAGAGAUUGCCUGGUACUGUCCUGCUGGGAAACCCAAUGAUGCCUUCAAUGACUGCAUUGCUUUUUGUAAUCUUCAUGGUGAUGCUCUGUUGACUGAAAAACAGCGUGACAUACUGAUUGAAAAAUCUUCCAUUAAUAUUGUUCUUUUUGCUUCUCUGCAAAAGCAUGAAGAAAGCCAAUCACUGAUAUCAGGUCUUUUUAAAUCUCGCAAACCUCUCAUUUGUCUCUGUGUUGAUGACUGUGAUGUUGUAAAGACAACAACUGGACAAUACAUCAUAGGUCUCAAGGACAGAAGCCAGUCAGAGGUAUCUGAAAAACUGAAACAAAUCAUUAGAGAAUUUUUAUCUGUAGAUGGUUCCAGCUUGAAACCAUCCUUCCAGCUUGAAAUGAUGGCUGAGCUCUCUGAAAUCAGAGUGGAUGAAAGUGACCCAGCCUGUCAAAAAGGGAAAUCUGCUGCUAUGAAAAUAAUGGAUUUGAUUAAAAAGAAUAACAUGGAUGUCUCAAAGCUCAAAGAUGAAUUCCUUCCUUAUCGAGGUGAUCUGUGGCAUCAGUGGUGCAAAAUACACAAAGAACUGUAUCAUCUCAGAGGAGACAUCGAAAAUGAGAAAAGUAAAAAGCAACAACAACUGAUGAACAUACGUGAGAAACAAUGUGAUGCUUCCUGCAGUAAACUGAUGGAGUUGUUCACUGAAACUCUCUCAUCAUUGCCACUGACAGACAAACAGUAUUUUCUGAAAUGGAUUCAGAUAUUAAUAGAUGAUCUCUCCACAGAUGAGCUUUCCUCAAACAAAUGCAAUAAAUCAGAUGUGUUAUCAAUAAAACAAACUGAGCUUGAAGAAAUUUCCAGAAAACUGCAGUCUGCAACAUUUGGUUUGGAGCACAUCUUCAGAGAAAUGGGACAGAUCUAUGAAGCUCAUAGAGCAAUAGAAGGAGAGAACAGACACACUGACUGGUCUAAAUACCCUGAGCUGGCUGCACAGCUGAUGAUAUCAGGACACCCGAUGGAGCUGAUGGAUGGUGAUGCAGGUCACGUGCCUUUAACGUGGAUCUCCAGUCUUUUAGAGGAAGUCAUCAAGAAACUGGGGGACCAGAGAGUUUUUGUGUUGUCAGUUUUGGGCAUACAAAGCAGUGGAAAAUCAACAAUGCUGAACACCAUGUUUGGAUUGCAGUUUGCAGUGAGUGCAGGCAGGUGCACCAAAGGUGCCUUCAUGCAGCUGCUCAAAGUAUCAGAGGAGAUGAAGAAAGACUUGAAGUUUGACUAUCUUCUAGUGGUGGACACUGAAGGACUGCGCGCUCUUGAGCUGGAAGGUAACACCACUCGUCACCAUGACAACGAACUGGCAACAUUUGUUGUUGGUCUGGGAAACCUGACACUGAUCAACAUCUUUGGAGAGAAUCCAUCUGAGAUGCAGGACAUCCUGCAGAUUGUUGUUCAGGCUUUCAUGAGGAUGAAGAAAGUUAAACUUUCUCCCAGUUGUGUGUUUGUUCACCAGAAUGUUACAGAUGUUGCAGCAGUAGAGAAAAACAUGGAUGGAAAGAGACGCCUGCAGGAAAAACUGGACCAGAUGGCCAAACUAGCAGCUGAAGAGGAGUUUUGCAGUGCAGAGUGCUUCAGUGAUGUCAUUGAGUUUGAUGUCCAAAAAGAUGUGAAAUACUGUGCCCAGCUGUGGGAGGGCAGUCCACCCAUGGCUCCUCCUAAUCCAGGAUACAGCGAGAGCAUCCAAGAAGUGAAGAACACCAUCCUCUCUAAAGCUUCAAAGUCUGCUGGGAUCACUCUCUCACAGUUCAAAUACAAAAUUCAGGACCUGUGGAGUGCCCUCCUCACUGAAAACUUUGUUUUCAGUUUUAAAAACACACUUGAAAUUGCAGCGUACAGAAAACUGGAGGCCGAAUAUGGAAACUGGACCUGGGACCUGAGGAGCAACAUGUUGACCAUUGAAAACCAACUUCAUAACAGAAUUGAAAAUGGAAAUCUUGACAAGGUGGAGCUGAGUUAUCUUAAAAAAGAAUCAAACAAAACAUAUGAAACUAUAGCAAAAGAAAUGACAACAUACUUUGAAGAUAAAAGAGAGAAAGAAAUGUUGGCUCAGUGGAGAGGCCGAUUUGAAACCAAAAUCAAAGAGUUUCAUGAUGAUCAGGUGAGCACAGUGAAAAGAAAACUGGAUGAAGUUAUUCAGCAGAAGAAGGCUCGUGAAAAGCUGGAUGAUAAGAAGAAAGAGUUUGAGGACAAGCUGCUACAGAAGAGCAAAGAGCUCGCUCAGCAGCUGAAGGAUAAGGCCAAAGAUGAAGAAGAGCUUCAAAAACAGUUCAGCUCUGUUUGGAGUGACCGGGUCACUGAAUUAACAGCAGAUAUAAAACCUGUUGAAGAUAUCGACCUGGAAGAGGAUAUGUUUGCUAUCCUUCAGGAACUUGGUUUUGAGUGGCCUCUGAUAAAUGAAUGCAAAGAAAAUGGCAGAUACAAGAAUAUAUCACUUCUUGGAGAUUAUACGGAUUAUGUCAUCCUUCCAAAGAAAGGAAAUCUCUCUGACACAAGUGAACCAACUCAAGAUAUUGAGGAGGAUGACAAUGCUUCAAGUUUUUGGCAAUAUAUUAAAAAAACCUUUGGAUAUAAUUCAAAAACAAAACAAAGAAAACAUAAAUCACACAGUGCUUUAUCUUAUGAUGAACGGCAAGAGAUCAGACUGCUUAUUGACAAAGCUGACAAACAGUCACUUGAUGCAAUUAAAGACAAACCUGUGGCUACAAGAGGCUACACACAAACUCACUUGCAUGAAGUGGCCAAAAAUGUAAAAGAGGAAGUGAAGAAUUUUUCAAGGACAUAUACUUUGAAGAAGGAGUUCACAGUCGAUCUCAUACUGUAUGUGUUUGACAGAGCAGAGAGUUGGCUUCUAGACUCCCAGAAGAAAUUUAAAAUGAGCGCAGAUGCACUCACUUAUUUAGAAAGCAAGAAAACACAGUUUUACACAAUCUUUAGAAGCUUUUGCAAAGGAAGCUCAUCUGCUGUUGUGCUCGCAGAACUGAUCUGUGAAAAGCUGAAAGCUUCCACUGUUGAGGCUGUCUGUAACAAGACUGCCAUUGGUCUGGCUGGAGAGAUGAGGUGUAAUUUCCCAGCAUUCAGUGGGAACAGGCUGAACUUGGAGAAACAUGUGCUGAAGUCACUCGCUGAGAAUGAAAACUUUGAUGAUUUCAUCACCUACAUCAGAAAUCCAAGGAGACAAACAAAAGCUUUUAUAAAAGCACAAGUAAAGAAAUACAUCUUCACAGAUCACAAAGACGAAACUGUGAAUGUACUCAAGAAAAAUGUUGAUGAUGUCAACUCACUUGUGAGUCAAGCUUUAUCUACAGCAACACAGAAAGUCCAAACUCAGACAGGAGACACAAACAUGUGGCUGAAGGAAUUUUCUAGUUUGCUAAAAGAUGAGUUAACUCUUGAUAUCAUUUCUUCCCAAAAUUUCAGUGAUAUAAGUGAUUUUGAGUUUCUGAAGGAAGAGAUAAAGGAAAUAUUUGCAUCCAUCAUUGAUCAGAUGAGCAGCUUCUCACUGGACAAACUGAAGGAAUCCAGGCUGAAGCCUGAUGAAAUCCUCAUUGAUCAGCUGUGUAAGUGUUGCUGGGUAAAAUGUCCCUUCUGUGCAGCUGUUUGUACUAACACCAUUGAAGGUCACAGUCCUGAUGACCACAACGCCCCUUUUCAUCGACCUAAAGGAAUCAAAGGAUGCCACACAAGAGGAACAGUGGAAUUCAGCAUCAAUUUCUGCACAACAAACAUUGCAAGUGAUGGCAAAUUUUAUCCUCAUCAUGAUUCAGAGGAAACUGUUCCCUAUAAACUGUACAGAAAUGCUGGUCCAAAGUUUGCUAACUGGAGAAUCACCCCUGAUGAGUCUAAGCUGGCAUACUGGAAAUGGUUUGUGUGUCGAUUUCAAAAGAAACUGGAAGAGUACUAUAAGUACAAAUUCCAGGGCAGAGGAAAGAUUCCCACUGAGUGGAAAACAAUCUCUAAAUACGAAGCCAUUAAAAGUCUGGAUGAAAUGUCCAGGCACCAUCACCCCCAGAGGGGCAACCCACCCUCAGACCUAGGAGAUGUUUCCCUUUACUCUGGGGUGGAGACAAGCAAACCGCCCCCAGUCCUGCAGCAGCAGGGAGGCCCAACAGCCCAGACCCUGACAGAUGGCCAGUUCCUCCUCCCAAGCCCUCCACCCCAGAUGGUGAACAGUGUGAAGACCCUAUACCUCACUGCGGGUGGCCAGGAGGGGACAGAGGAGGAAUGCCUCCCCUGUACCUCAGUGACACACCUGUACCGCAAGGCCCUGCAUGUGUGGUGGUGUGAUGGAGCGGGAGGAGGGAGGCAACUGGGGGUGGGGGGGCAAAGCACCCCCUCCCUGGAGCCAUCUCCCCCGCUGACACCCCAGAAGGCACCCUGUUCCCUGGACUCCACCAAGGGCAGGGGGCCCAAGCCCAUGUAG